Lasiodiplodia theobromae is the source of this 17388-nucleotide messenger RNA. RefSeq names its product Beta-ketoacyl synthase. Gene Ontology annotation, molecular function: phosphopantetheine binding; 3-oxoacyl-[acyl-carrier-protein] synthase activity; oxidoreductase activity. The transcript has 2 exons. Gene Ontology annotation, biological process: fatty acid biosynthetic process. NCBI's taxonomy places the organism in Eukaryota, Fungi, Ascomycota, Dothideomycetes, Botryosphaeriales, Botryosphaeriaceae. The record is from RefSeq and is a predicted model, not a curated record. The coding region runs from base 1 to 17388 and encodes 5795 amino acids.
AUGGCCGAAUCUGAGGAUGUCGGCUACAUGCUGGCCAGGCUGAACAGCAUGGCCUUCCUCGCUGCAGACGCCUACACCAAUCAGCAGCAUGGACGCACACAAGAUGUGCAAUCUCUGUUCGAUUCCGUCUUCCACCUUGAUUCUAUCCGGAACAUUUUGAGCCGUCAGUCUCACUCGCCGACUGAUCUGGAAUACGUGGUCGACAUCGGGGAAGACGAGAAGCUUGUUGUCUAUGGACCAGAUGACGGCGAGAAUGACCCACCGAUGCCGCUGUUGACUACCGGCAUGAUGGGUUCCGCACUUCCGGUGGCCUUGGAAGCAGAUCCCAACUACCACGCUGAAUUGGUUCCGGAUGAAAUAGCUGAGAUGCUGUGCGGGGAAGCAGCGGACGGAGAAGAAGUCUCCCUCGACGAGCGUCUCCUCGCCUACGUCUUUGAUCGCAUCAUCGCCUACGCUUUUGCUGGCUCCACGACGGAUUGGAGUGCAGUGGGCCUUGUCGCUCUUGACCGCCAGAAUUUCCAUGCGCAAAACCUUCUCAGUCUGCAACAGCGCCUCUUGCGUGGUCUUUACUCUCCGCACAAUGCCCAAUUCGAGCUUCUUUUCAACAUAAAUUCUCGCCAAAAUGCCGGGCGGGAUAGCGGAGAAGUGGCUAUAUCUGUAGCACUUCAUGCUGUGCUCCCUGCCGCAGUAUCUCGCGGAUCCGAGCGUCUCUUGCUCUGGAACGCAGCCUUAAGGGUCGCUGCUGCUACGCCAGCCAACAACAACACCCAGCAAGUUGUACCUGCUCUCCGGCCCCGAUACGUGGACUGGGUGCACGUCGGCGACGUACCUUCAUCGUCACCAACCCACCUGCACCACAACGGCAGAGCCCGCCAUCAUUUUCUCCUCCUCCAAGGAUCCGCGAGCGGGCUAAUCGACGACCUGCACACAAAACUGCAGGCCACUAGCUUGGAUGUCCAGCGCCACGACAUCAAAUCGUUCUCUCCAACCACGCUACUCCACUCCCGGCAGGAUUCCACCACCAUCAUCGUCGACCUCGCCUCCAUCGCCACCGCUGACAACCUCCCCAGAGCGCCGGGUAACCCAUGUCAGGAGCUCCUCGAGCGGCUGGCGACAACCUCGGCCGGCGCCCGGGUCAUCCUGGUCACGCAAGGCGUGCUCGCCGUCACUGGCUACGAAGAUAGGCAGGUCGAAGCGGAUAGCGUGGGCGCCGCGGAGAUAGUGAGCUGCUAUGCCAGCUCGCAGCAGCUUGAAGUGUGGCAGGUCGACGUCGAUGCGCGCGCCGCGACCAGCGAGGGCGCCGACGCGCUCUGCAGGCUACUCUUGCUGCCGGAUGAUGGUGGCAGCAGCGUCUUCAACAAGAACAGCAGCCGCGGUGGUGGCAUCCUGGCUCUGCGCGAUGGCUCGAGGCUCUUCGAGCCCGCGUGGGUCGAGUCCGGGCGCGUAGUGGACGCUGCUGGCGAUGAGGAGGCGAUGCUGAAGGCCCCCUUUGCGGCCUGCUUCCGGGAGAGGGAGCAGGUGUUCGAGAUGGAGCGGCUGCUCGCUGAUGCCUGUACGGAGGCUUUGCGGUCUGUUGUCGACCCUGCGACGUUUGAGAGGGUGUUCGCGAAGCUGGACCGGCUGGCGGAGCAGUCUUUGGUUGCUGCUGUUGCCUCGCUGAGCCAGCAGGACCUGCAGCACUCCGUACCUGCUCACCUCAAGCAGCUGUGUGAGCGGUACUCCAGACAACAGUACUCCGAUCACUCGGCCAUCGCAGAUGCCGGACGGCUACAGGCCGAGCUCGAGGAGCUCUAUACGGAAUGCCCGCCGCUCCGCCCCUCUGUUGCGCUCCUAGGCAACGUCCUCGGGCGCCACCGCGACGUCCUUCUUGGCCGUCUCGCACCUCUCGACGUCCUUUUCGGCAAGAAUGACACAGCAGCCAACAGCGCCGCCGCCCUGCAAUCCGGAGGAGGAGGAGCGGCGGCGGAGGUCUACGACGAAGCCGUCCUCGCACGCGUCCACAAACGCGUCGUCGAACGCACCAUCUCCCACCUCUGCACCCUCGCCUCCUCCCGCUCCCCCGGCCGCCGUCUACGCAUCCUCGAAGUCGGCGCCGGCACCGGCGGCACCGCCCUCCCCCUCCUCCGCCUCCUCCAACAAGACCACCCAGGCCUCUGCGCCGAAUACGCCUUCACCGACCUCGGCGCGCACUUCGUCCACGCCUUCGCGCGGCGGCACCGCGCCUCGUUCCCAUUCCUCCGCACGCAGACCUUCGACGCCGCCCGCCACCCCUCCCUCCAAGGCUUCGCGGCGGGCGAGUACGACGUCGUCGUCUGCGUCAACGUGCUGCACGCCACGCCGAGCGUGGCCGCGACGCUGGCCAACGUCCACGCGCUGCUGGCGCCGGGCGGCGCGCUCGUGCUGCAGGAGAUCACGACGCAGGCGUCGGCGUUCUUGGAUGCGACGUUCGGGCUGACUGAGGGGUGGUGGGCGGCCGAGUCCGAGGAUGUUUUUCGCCCCGGUGGAUAUCCGACGCUGCCGCCGCGCGGGUGGCAGCAGGCGUUGGGGAGGACGGGGUUCGCUUGGUCGGCUUGUACGCCUGCGGGCGGCGCGUUGGAUCAGCAGGCGGUGUUUGUGGCGCAGAAGGGUGUGGCGUGGGGUGUUGGGGAUGGUGCUAUCGGGAUGCGCUUGCGGGAGGAGAGUGAGGGCUGGUAUGUGCUUGCUGGAGAGCAGGGCGACCGCGUAACUGCCCUCGCUGCGCAGGAGCUUGUUGGGACGUUUGAUGCCCGGCGGUUGAUCUGGGUCCGCUUUGGAGUUGGGGGUGCGGCUUCGUACGCGCAGGAUGAGGAGGAUCGAGCGUUCCAGCUGGCGCAUGAAGCAGGCGUGGACCUCCAAGUCUUUGAGGGGACGCGUGGAAGCGAGAUCAUCACCCAAGAGGUGCAGUCACUACUGAAGGGCGGUGAUGUUCGAGGCGUGGUGUGGGUCACGAAAGAUGGCGGCCCGCAGCCCUCUAUAUUUACAGCCUUGCAACAACUUCACGUCGACCUGGACCGUUUGGAUAGGAUCCCAAGGCGGCUGGUCAUUCUUCAUGGCAUUGGUUACAAGGGCAAUCACCCUCUUCAGGAUCCAUUGGAGUCAUUCGUACGGUUCCGCCGGGGCCGCUUAGGCCUGCCAACAUUGCUGGCUCGGUGGCACUUGGGUGAGGAAAGUGGCCUUCCCAGCGCAGUUGCCAAAUCCACAAUCGCCACAGCCAUCCGUUCUUGCGACUUCCGUUCCAAGAAGGUUGCCGUUCUCGACUUUAUUAGUGCAUGGAAAGCGGCUCGAAAUCAACAGCAAACCACGAAGACCAUAACAACUAAAGCCUCUACGGCGGGCAAAACUGUCUCCGGAUCCAGCAAAUCUACGCAGAUCACCAACGGUGUGAAAAAACCAACGGCAACAAGGGCGAGCAACGUACCCUCGAUCGACACGAUCAUAGCCGUUGUCAUCGCCGAGGCCGAAGCACUGCUAGGAUCUUCUGGAUCAGUAGACGCGGACGACCCUCUCAUGCAGGCGGGUAUCGACUCCCUGGCUGUCGUUGAGUUGCGCGCGGGGCUCAAGAGAUUGUUUCCACUGGCUCCUUUACCGAGCACCUACAUCUACGAGUAUGCUACUGCCAGAGCUAUAGCCGAGGCCAUUGCAACAAUGCUGGCAGAAGUAGAGGAGGAGCAAGAAGAGGAAGCUGCGCGCGCUGCUCCACCAUCAUUAACGACCGCUGCACCGGCGGUGAGAGAUAUCUCCUUACCCGCAACAGUUCAAUCACACUUCCCAACCACCGCUCCGAAUGGCGUUCCCGAUAUUCUUCCUGAGGGUAGAUGCAACAAGAUUGCCGUGAUUGCUAUGGACUGCCGGAUGCCGGGUGGCAUGAACUCGAGCGAUGAAUUUUGGGAAGGUCUGAAGCUCGGAAGAGACGCCAUGGUGGACAUCCCACUAUCUCGUUUCGACGUCGACGAGGUUUACGACGGCGACGUAGACGCACUGGCCAAGGGCAAGACAUAUGUGCGCAGAGGAGGCUUUCUGGAUCGGGCGGAGCAUUUUGACCGGUCCCGCUUCUCGAUUCCCGAGGUGCAGCUGCAACAGAUGGAUCCACAGCAAAGAAUCCUGCUCGAAACAGUCGACUCGGCCCUCACGGAUGCAGGCUAUUCCCGGAAAGAUAUGGCAGGGAGGGAUGCAUCUGUUUACAUCGGCGUCUCUUGCAAGGACUGGGCGAAGGUGGCUCCCCUAGAUGGAGCCUUCAUCGGCACUGGGGCGGCGGCCGCCAUUGUGUCGAACCGAAUUUCCUUCGAGCUUGGCCUGAGCGGCACGUCCAUGAGCAUCGACACGGCGUGCUCUUCCAGUUUGGUUGCUGUCGACCUCGCUGUCCAGGCGCUGAGGCUCGGGAGGACUGACAUGGCCGUCGCCGGCGGUGUCAACAUGAUCCUCCACCCCGACCCGUACGUUGUCUUCUGUCAAAACAAGAUGCUUUCGCCCGAUGGCCUCUGCAAGACCUUUGAUCGCGAUGCCAAGGGAUACGUCCGCUCCGAGGGCUGCGGCGUCGUCAUCCUCAAGCGGCUCUCGGAUGCGCUGCGCGAUGGGGAUCCCGUGCUGGGCGUCAUCACCGGCUCGUGUUCCAACCAGGACGGCCGGUCGACGAACAUCAGCGCGCCUUCGGGAAAGGCGCAGCAGGAGGUCGUACUGAGGGCUCUCCGUGAUGCAGGCCGUCGGCCGGAUGAAGUCGACUUCGUCGAGCUCCACGGUACCGGCACCGCUCUGGGUGACCCCGUCGAGGUCCAUUCGCUCAAGGCCGUCUUCGGGGCGCCGACGCGCAAGCGAAAGGCUGCUGCAACAGACGCCGUUCGCACUCGUCCUCUGUACCUCGGUGCUGUCAAGACCAAUAUCGGGCAUCCUGAAGCAGCAGCAGGUAUUGCGGGCUUGAUCAAGUGUGUGAACGUGGUGCAGCAACGCCAGGUUCCCCCGAACAUCCACCUCGAUAAUAUCAACCCGGGCAUUGAAUUCGAAGGCUUCGAGGUGGCACGGCUUCCGGAGCGCGUCGAAGACGUCGGCCGCGGGCCGGACAGGUCGGUGGUGGCCGGGUGUUCGUCGUUUGGCUUCGGCGGUACUAACGUCCAUAUCAUUGUCGAAUCUCCGCCGGCACAGGCAUGCAGUCGUGUACCAAAGCCGGUCAAGAAGGAGGUCAAGAAGGAGAUCAAGAAGGAGAUCGAGAAGAUUCCCGAUGUUGACGUUCAGCGCAAUACCGGGACUGAUGGCGAGGAAAAGCUUAUCAUCGCUUUCACUGGACAGGGCAGCCAGUUCGCCUCCAUGGCCAAGGAGCUGUACCGCGAUGAUUCCGUGUUCGCCGCAACUCUAGAUCGCUGCGUCAAGAUAUGUUCCCCGUGGAUUGCACCAGAAGACCUACGCAAUGCGCUGCUGGAGCCUAACGUAGAUGGAUCCGAGGCCAUCAAACCGGCACAGGCCUCUCAAGCGAGUCUGUUCGUGAUGGAGUACGCAAUCUAUCAGACCCUUGUAGAGCGUGGCCUGCAGGCCGACGUGGUUCUCGGCCACUCGAUUGGCGAAAUCGUGGCGGCAGUAGUGUCGGGCUGCUUGAGUCUGGAAGAUGGCCUUCGGCUGGUAUGUCAGCGUGGCAUCAUCAUGGAACAAGCAGACAUUGAAGGAACCAUGUACGCCAUCAUGCUGCCGCACGCCACUAUCCAGGCCGCCAUCGACGAGCUGGGACUAGGCGAGACGGCAGCUGUGGCAGCCAUCAACGGCAGCAAUCUCACCACCGUGGCUGGCUUGCACGAGUCGCUGCAGCGUUUGCUGAGCCACCUGGGGCAAGGCGUCACCAGCGCUCCUCUCAAGGUGAGCCGGCCCUUCCACUCGCCGCUGCUGAGGCUUUGUAUGGAGGAAUUCGCGGAGCGUAUCAAAAGCCUGAACGCCGGUGUGCCUACUACCGUACGCUUCUGGUCUACAGUGACGGCUGCUGAGGUCGCUGCUGCUCCCGAUGUCAACCAUUGGGUAAGGCACGCUCUACAGGCUGUACUUUACGAGCCAACUGUGCGAGCAGUCUCAGAGGCCUUCGCAGGUAGAGUGCGACUGUUGGAAGUAGGUCCCAAGAGCGUUCUCUACGACAUGAUGCGGCGUUGGGCAAGGGUGCCGCCAGGAUUGCCCGCGCCGUGCGCAUUACUGGGUUCAUCGAGCGUAGCCACGAAGUCAGGGAUCACGCUUACCACACUCCAGGCGGCAGUUAAAGCAAACGAGCAGCACUUCGGCAAGCGCGAUGACCUCUUCGAGGACGGUGAGGAAGGCGAAUGCGACCCUACCGGCAGCAACAUUGUGCUUGUUGGCCAAGGGCGCCGCGAAGGGUUUUUCCCGUGGCGUCGUGGCUACCACGCUCUCAUCACCAGCCCCGAGAUACUUCAAUUGGAUGCGGAAACGCGUGCCGUGCGCUUCAGAGUUAACCACCGCACUAUUCAGCUCGUGGCUGAUCACGUCGUUCGCGGGCGCCCAAUCCUACCUGGAGCUGCCGUCUUCGACCUGGCGUUGGGUGGCUACCAAGUCCUUCACAAUCUUCACCCUCUCGAGGCGCUGCCAAUGGAGCUACGUGACGCCGUCAUCUCACGGCCAGUAGUGUUGGCUGCGGAUAUGGAACCACCGUGGCUACAGCUGACCUACAACAACACUGAUGGAACGGUGCAGGUAAUGUCGGCAGCAGACCCAUCUCACGAGUUCGUCGAGCAUGCCCGCGCCAUAGUAGUCCGUGUCGAGCCCACGCAGUGGCAUCAACGCGUGCGGCUCGCCACCAUCCAACACCGGUGUACCAACGCCGUGGACGUCACUGAUCUCCGUUCGAAGCUCGCCGCUCGCGGACUGGCGUACGGCCCGCAGUUCCAAGCCAUGGUGAGCGCACACCGCCGCGACGGCGAGUGCCUGGCUGAGCUGCGGCUGCCGGCGUCUGGCUCGUCUGGUUAUGUUGUCCAUCCGGGCGUGCUCGACAGCGCCAUGCAGACGUGUGCCGCAACCCUGAGCUCCAUGGCCGGAAAGGACGCCUUUGCCGUGGGCUCGCUCGGGCGUCUGCGCGUGCAUGCCUUCUUGGGCGAGCACCUCAGCAACGCCGUAGUGAGGGUGUGGUCCCGUGUCGUCUCUUCAAGUGCAGACUGCUACGAAGCCAACGUCGAUGUUUGCGACGCACUGGGCAACGUACUGCUGUCACUCGAAGCCCUUCGGCUGGUGCGUGUGUCGUCGCAGGUUGCUUUGGUCGCCAGCUCGAGGUGUCUAUACUUGACCGAAUGGGCGCCUCUGCAGCCAGCUCCUGGACAGAGUCUUUCCGCGGCCUCUUCAGCUCGUCUACCGGAGAAGACGGCCAUUGACAUUGAUCAGUUACUUGGUAUUGUCACGGGUACUAACUUCGCGAGGCGUGGUCCUGUUGCUGCUCUUCGUGAUUCUCUCCGCACUGCGUGCGGAGCUGGUUCCCUCGUUGACGUUGUGUUGCCCUUUACGACGUCGGAGAAGCCAAUUCAUACACUUCUCUACGUUUGUUCCCCAACUGAAACAGCAUACACAAUCACCUCGCAGCUCUGUCGCCUGUUUCAGGCUAUUCUCGACACACCUUCCCUUUCCGAACUCCGUUCAGUCGUCGUAGUUACUUUGGGCAGCCAAUUCGUGCUUGAGGACGACGCUUGCAGCUCACCCGAGUCUUCGGCCGCAUGGGGUCUGCUACGAUCCGCACGGCUGGAGCUCCCACAGCUUCGCCUUGUCACGCUCGAUGUCGACCCUACUGCGUCUACGUGGAAGCAGGCCCUGGCAGUGCUCGACGCCGCCCUCGACGCGUCUGAGGACGAAGUGGCCUGGCGCGAUGGGCGCCGCUACGUGCCCCGACUGACCGAUCCAGGAUUUCAAGGAACAGAAGCUGAGGCCAUCGAUUUGAUGAGGCCUGCAUUCGAUUUCUCCAUCGAGACUGCUCUGCCAACAACGCUUGAUCUUAACACCGUGGUGCCAGUCGAUAUCAAUGAUGCCGAACUGGCACGCGUUCGCACGGGUUAUGCCCUUGUGAACUCCCUGGCACUGCAGAGUCUUAUCCAGGGCGCUGCUUCCGUCUCUUCUGAGGCAGAUGUCGUGCCCCUCGUUCAACAGCUGUGGAGGCGGUACCGCAACAUGCCCGCCAGCAGCGUCCAGUCGGAGUUGGUGCCACCUCACAUCGACGAUGCGAGCGCCUGGAUUGAUUCCGCAAUCAAGGAAUACCCAGAGGUCACUUCCGAGCUGGCCAUGCUCAAGUCCCUGUACGGCCAGCACGGCGCCGUCUUCCGCGGCGAACGCGAUCCCCUAGAGCUCCUCUUCCGCACGGAUCGCCACACCGAGACCGAGGGCAUCUACUCCGAGUCCUUCUACGCCCGCUACUACAACAGCGUCGUGACGUACGUGCUGUCCGCCCUGGUGCAGUCGCAGCAGCCGCAGGACCGCCGCCGCAAACUCCGCAUCCUCGAGGUCGGCGCGGGCAGCGGCAGCACGACGCGAAGGAUGCUGGAGACAGCCGCCGCGCUCGAGAUCGAGGUCGACUACCACUUCACCGACAUCUCCGAGACCUUCAUCCGCAAGGCUUCCAGCAGCGGCAAGCUGUCCGCGUCGCCCGGCGCCGCCCGCAUCACGUACGGCGUGUUCGACGCCGAGCGCGACCCCCGUCUCCAAGGGCUAGCCAGCUCGUCGUUCGACCUCAUCGUCGCGGUCAACGUGAUACACGCGACGCGCGUGCUGCGCGAGACCAUGGCCAACCUCAGGCAGCUGCUGCGGCCGCGUGGCGUCGUGGUGCUCUCCGAGUUUACGCGCCCGAGUCCUAUGACGGAUGCGUCGUUCGGUAUGACCGAGGGGUGGUGGCGGUUUGACGACAAGGACUUGCGUCCUGAGUACCCGCUUAUGGAGGCGGCGCGGUGGGAGGGCUUGCUCCUGGCGACGGGCUUUGAUAGGGUGCGGACGCUGGAGAAUCCAAAGGCUGGUGAGUCGCAGGCUGUCAUUGUCGCGCAGGCUUCCGCCCAGGAGGAUGAUGAUGGUUCGAGGGACCGUGAGCGUGAGGAGCGCGGCGUCUACAUCAUCUCUGGUGGCACUGGUGGUAUCGGCCUUCUGACUGCCAUCGUCUUGAUCGAGCGGGGUUGCCGGAAGGUCUACCUUCUCUCCCGGAGCGGAAAGGUGUCUUCUAACUCGACCCAUUUGUGGGACAGACUGAUGGCUGUGGCUCAGCCGGACCAGGUGGUCAAGGUUACAUGUGAUGUCAGCAACGGCGUCCAGGUGGCUGAAGUCUUUGCCGGGAUCAGAGAACGUGGCGAGUGGGUUGAAGGCAUCAUCCAUUCAGCUGGAGCGCUGAGGGAUGCCAUGCUCCGCAACCAGACUCCCGCUACCAUCUCGACCGUAUUCGCUGCCAAGGUCGAGGCUCUGCGCCAUCUCCACUCUUGCAGUCUCGACGAACCUCUACUGCGCCAGUUCGUCAUUUAUUCCUCCUGCGCCGCACUUCUUGGUUCGCCGGGCCAGAGCAAUCACGCUGCUGCCAACGCGUUCCUUGACUCCUUCACGGCCUACCGCCGUACCUGCGGCCUACCCGCGCUGAGCAUACAGUGGGGUACAGUCAGUGGCAUUGGUGAGGCAGCUCGUAAAGGCGCAAAUAAGCUCGCUGUGAAAUUCGGUCAUGGCCAAGUGUCUGAGACGGAGGCUGAGAGCUUCUUGAAGGCCGUCUUUGCAUCUGACCAUACUCGCACACUAUCAGGACCGAUGUGCAUUUCACCGUUCAAUUGGUCCACCUUCACCAAAAUGAGAACUCGCGUGCCAUCGCUGGUCAGCGCCUUCUCCGUCAUCCAGAAGGCCGCCCCGCCUCGUCCCACGGGCAGUACACCAGCAACAAAGGCUGUUCCUAUGUCUAACUCACGUGGAAAUGCAGCCGUUAGCUUGCUUGAGACGAUACAGAGCUGUGUCGAAGCUACUGUUGGUACGAGGAUGCCGAGCGCUUCGUCGACUUUCUUCGAUGUUGGCAUGGACUCUCUGUCGGCAAUUGAGUUCCGUAACCGUCUACAGUCCAGAUUGGGAGCGGGUGUCAAACUUUCGGCCUCCUUAGUCUUCGACUACCCCACCCUAGCGCGGCUACAGGAGUAUCUCGAAGUAGAAACUCAUCCACAGCAACAGAUUCAAAAUCCUGCACCAAACAUCUCUUGUAUGAUCCGCAAUGGACCGCAGGUUGUGGACAAGGUUAUAUCUAUCGUGGGCAUGGACGCCCGACUCCCUGGUGCCGACACCGUCGAAGACCUGUGGAACUUGCUGCUCUCUGACGAGGAUCCCUUCCGUGACAUACCAUUUUCUCGAUGGGAUCUUGAUCAAAACUUCUACUCCCCCAAGACUGCACCAGCAGAUGGCAAGGCAGCCGGGAGAUCCUACGUCAGGCAGGGUUCCUUCCUUAGGCCAGACCAACUUGAGUGGUUCGACAACAGCUUCUUCGGCAUCUCAAAUGCGGAAGCACGCACCAUGGACCCUAACCAGCGACUGCUCCUGGAGGUCUCCUACCAAGCGCUCGCCGACGCCGGCUACACCCGCGACAGCCUGCGCGGCCAGAACGUAGGCGUCUUCGUCGGCUUCAUGAACUACGACCAAUUCUUCCUCACUGCCGGCGGCGGCGACAAGGGCGCCAGCGCCUUCACUGCCUCGUCCGCCUCCCCCGCCGUGCUGUCCAACCGCGUCAGCCACGUCCUCGGCCUAGAAGGCCCGUCGUGCACCCUCGACACGGCCUGCAGCGCCUCGCUCUACGCGCUGCACACAGCCAUCGGCGCCCUCCGCUCCGGACAGUGCGACGCGGCCGUCGUGGCCGGCGUCAACGUCAUGAUGUCGCCGGCCGCCUUCGUCGCCGAGUGUGCUGCCGGCAUGCUGAGCGCCUCGCAGCGUUGCCGGCCGCUGGACGACGGUGCGGACGGGUUUGCCCGCGGCGAGGGCUGCGUCGCUGUGGUGUUGCAGCGUCGCGGAGACGCGGUGGCGCAAGGACGGUACAUACAUGCCGAUAUUCUUGGUAGUUCAAUUGGUCAUGACGGGACGACGGUUAACCUCACCUCGCCCAACGGCCCUGCUCAAGCAAGAAUUAUACAGCGCGCUCUCCAGGAUGCCGGUGCCAGCCCCUCGUCUAUCGCGUUUGUGGAGGGCCAUUUGACUGGCACGGUUCUGGGCGACCCCAUCGAGUUCAGCGCGCUCAAGAGCGUCUUCGGCACGCCGGCUGCCCAGGAAAACAGGUCCGCUCCUCUGCAUUUAGGCGCCAUCAAGAGCAACUUGGGCCAUCUGGAAGGCGUAGCCGGCGUCGCUGGACUAGUCAAAGCCGUCCUGUCGCUCAGACACCGCGUGCUGCCUCCAAUCGCACACUUGAAGAAGCUCAACCGCCACCUCGACUUCGAAGACUUCAAGGUCAACGUGCCCGGAUCGGGCAGCAGCAGCAGCGUCGGCUUGGUGCCCAGCUCGUCUUCCGGCCCGGAGCUCAGGUGCGGCGUGUCUUCCUUCGGCUUCUCCGGCGCCAACGCGCACAUCGUCCUGGAGGCGGCGACGAGCGCGCCUCAGCGCUGCUUGGUGCCGCGGAAGCGCCAUGUGUUCUCCCGCAACUAUUUCCCGCUGCGGAGGGGAGGUUCGCACGCGCUUCUUGGCCGUCUGCCAGCAGGGGACGGCACAUGGAAGAUGGGAGGUGAGCAUGACGUGCUGAUCGGGCACCGUCUGUUCGCCCUGCUGGAGCAGCACGUCGUCAGGGGCAUUCCUACCGUCCCUGGUGCCAUGCUUGUAGAGCUGGCUUCCUCCGUCGUUGCCAGCAGCGGACCUUCACCGUCGGCUCAUCUGCAGGAAAUCGUCUUUGCAGCACCAUUCACCGUGUCGGCGCCGCGGUCCAAGACCAUGUCGAUCGCCCACGAAGCCGACGGCCAGUUCACCAUUUCGUGGGCGGGCGUAGACGAAGAAGACGAUGAGUCCCACAUCACAGCAUACGGACGACUCAAAGGACCUGCAGACCCCCCGUCCGCGGACGAACGAACCGUCAUGCUGGACCGGAUGCGGCGGCACCAAGACGCCUGCAAGCAAGCAGUAGACAUCGACUCCGUGUGGCAAAAACUCGAAGACGUCGGCAUCCGCUACACCGGCCUUUUCCGCAGCCUGCAGCGCGCGUACACCUCGAUCAACGAGCAUGCCGCCCUAGCAUACGGUAACAUCAGCCUUGCCGAGAACGGCGAAGACGGCUUCCUCGCUCACCCGGCCUUGCUCGACUCAGCCAUGCAGGUCUGCGCCGCUGUGGUGCUGGCCAAGCUAUCUACAACAGAGGAGCAAAGUCGCGGCGCUGCACGAACCUUCCUGCCCUUCGCCAUGACAGGAGUUAGGUUCUGGGCGCCCCGCCCGCGCGAGAGCCGCAAGCGCGAGUUCGUAGCGACGGCGGAGGUAGUGUCAGUAGGCGCCGCCGAGGUCAAGGCCAGGCUUUCCGUCUUCGAUGACGCGAGUGACCCCGUGUUCGAUAUCGAGGAAAUCGUCUUCCGUCCCGCGGGAGCCAAGGGGGGCGAGCAGAGCCGGGACCAGAGCCAGAACAAGCACCCUGAUCCACUGCAUACCGUCUGCUGGGCGAGGAUGCCCACCGCUCCUGAGUUGGAGGAGGUUGCUCGGCCUUGCGUUCUCGUCGUCGAGGAUGAGCAAGACCGAGAUGCUCUUGCCUCGAAAUUACCGCCGUCGGUCACUGUAGCGCUUCGAAGGGAGCACAAAGCCAGCGAGGAGCUUCCGCAGACGCUUUACUAUCUGCCCUCGCUGUCCAGCACAGCGGCCGAUCUGUGCGCGUCCGCCUUGGACCUCGUCAACACUGCGGUCGAGGCCGCUACAUCUUCCGGAACUCCGGCCACCUCGUCGCUCUGGAUCCUCACUCGUGCCAGCCAGGUGGCCCCUAUCGCCCACCCGCAGCAGGCUGCGUUGUGGGGCCUGAUGCGCUCCGUCGUCCUCGAAGACACCCGGGCCGUACGCAUCGGCCUCGUUGACCUCGUCGUAGCGAGCAAGUCGGACGACGUUCUCAAGCUGUUGGGCAGGCUGAAAGCCCCCAGCCGCCCGCUUUCCGAGCUGGCGUGGGAUGCGGGAACAGACACAUGGUUCGCGCCUCAGAUGGUGCCGGACCGCCUCUGCGAGCUCGACGUCCCGACCAUGGCCGUAGCGACAACGGGCCUGGACUCGCUCGAAGCCGUGCCACUGAUCGAGCCAGACGGCUUCGCCGAGCUCGGUGCGGACCAGGUAUCCAUCCGCGUCGGCGCCGUCGGCAUCAACUUCCACGACGUCCUGUUCGCAGCCGGCGGCCUGCAACACGGCAGCAGCGCCCUGGGCGCCGACUUCGCCGGCACCGUGGAGGCCGUCGGUUCUGGAGUCAAGCACGUAUCGCCAGGCGACACGGUGUUCGGCAUGGCCGAGGCGUGCAUGCGGAGCGUCGUCCGCUGCAACGCCCGCCUGGUCCGUAAGAUGCCCGAGGGGCUGUCCAUGGUCGACGCCGCGUCCCUGCCCACCGUCUUCGCCACGGCACAUCACUGCCUCGUCGAGCUGGCUGAGCUGCGGCCGGGGCAGACGGUGCUGGUGCACACGGCCACGGGCGGCUUGGGUCACCUGCUCAUCAGCAUCGCGCGGUCCCGCGGCGCGCAGGUCGUCGUCGCCACAGCGGGGUCGGAAGCGAAACGGGCGUACCUGCGCGAUCAGCUGGGGUUGGAGAGCCGCAUGGUUUCGACGACGAGGGACGCGCGUGCGUUCGCCGCAGAGCUGGAGCACGUCGCGGGGAAGGUCGAUGUGGCCGUCAACACCCUCGCCGGCGACUACAUCCCGGAAACCCUGAAACUCCUCAAGCCCGGCGGCACAUUCAUCGAGACGGGCAAGGUCGCCAUCUGGAGCCACGACAGGGUUGCGGCGUCGCGUCCGGACGUCGUUUACCGAGUCGUCGACCUGGACGUCACGGGCUCCGCGUCCGUCAAGCUGAUGGAUGCGUUCUUGUCAAGGCUGGCUGAGGGCGUGGCGGACGGCAGCGUGCGGCCUCCGCCUGUCACUGCGUUCGACUACCCGGCGCAGUUGAGGGAUGCUUUCCGCUAUGUGCGCACGGCCAAGCACAUUGGUAAGGUUGUGCUGCGCAUGAUGCCGCAGGCGACCCUGCCCCGUACGACGGCGGCCGCGAACACUUCCCCGGGCUUCUCGCAGCCCGAGGUUCCCGUCGCGUUCGAUCAGUCGAGGUACCAGGAAGGUAUCGAGCAAGUGGCGCGGUUUGCCGCUCGCCAGCUUCGCGCGGCUGCUGGAAGUCUUGCGGAGGAUGAGGUGGAUGGCCGGUGGCGGAAGUUGUACGGCAGGUAUGCUCAUCCUGGGGAUGAGAGGGCUGAGGAUGGUGAGCAUCUUGGAGUUGAAGAAAUUAUUAAGACCUGGCCCGAAGUGCGUCCUGAGGCACGGUUGGUGGGUCUCAUGGAAGGAAAGGUCGAGGACCUGUUCAGAGGUCGCGUCGAGGCACCGACAGUUCUCUUCUCGGAAGCGGCGAUGGAAGUGGUGGAGGGCUUCUAUGUGGGAUCAUUGGCACUGGACUACUACAACACGGUGCUCAAGGAGACGCUGGUCUCUCUCCUGCGCGAUAGACCCAGCGGCAGGAAGCUCCGUAUCCUCGAAGUGGGUGCCGGCACGGGAGCCACCACCGCCAAAUUACUUCCCGUGCUGGAGUCCGUCGAGUUCGAGUACGUCUUCACAGACGUCAGCAGCGUCUUCCUCAAGAAGGCGAAGCGGGACAUCGCGAGCCGCUUGCCCGCCAACAGAUCCAUGGUCUUCGACAUUCUGGACAUCGAGGUGGAUCCCUCCGCGCAGGGCUUCCAGCCUGCGCAGUUCGACAUCGUGCUCGCUGCCAAUUGCAUCCACGCUACGCGACGGAUGAAAGAGACGGUGGCCAACAUGCGCUCUCUCCUACGUCCUUCUGGUGCCAUGCUGCUGUUCGAGUCUACACGCCAAUCUGCCAUCUCUGAUUGCACCUUUGGCUUCACUGACGGCUGGUGGAGAUUCGAGGACCUUGAACUGAGACCUGACUACCCGCUCUUGUCAUUCGACACCUGGAACAGCGUCUUGAUGAAUAACGGUUUUGUCUCGGUGGACCGCGCUGACCGUCUGGAUGGAGCACUCGAGUCGUCAGCCAUUAUCGUAGCACGCAACAGCUCGACAUCGGAAGACUGCCCGGAAGAUACGUCAACAAUGGUCCGGAAAGAUGCUGCGUAUCUGGUCACCGGUGGCAACAGUGGCCUAGGACUCGUAGCCGCCAGGGCGCUUAUGGAUGCCGGUGCACGCCACCUCGUACUGCUGUCUCGAUCUGGAGCGAUAAAAGAGGACGACGCUCAUCUUUGGCGUCAACUGCAUUCCGCAGCCGCCAAUAUCGGAGCCAAGAUAGAACACCUUCCAUGCAAUGUUGGCGAUGGCACCGCUUUGGAGCAAACAUUGGCCUCACUGCGCGAGCAGGGCUGCCCAGAAAUCCGGGGUGUGAUCCACGCGGCAGGCUUACUGGACGAUGCGCCCUUCCGUCAGCAGUCCAAGAAGACGCUCAACACCGUCAUCGCACCAAAGGUUACCGGAGCCAUUACCCUGCGCCAAGCGCUGGUGCCACAACCAGACUUCAUCCUUCUCUUCAGCUCAGCCGCCGGAAUUCUCGGAAGUCCCACGCAGAGCAACCACUGCGCUGCCAACGCCACGCUCGAUGCACUAGCGGCCCAGUGGCGUCAUGAGGGACUCCCGGCAAUGAGUCUUGCCUGGGGAAUGGUGCUCGGCUUGGGAACACUGCGGAGGCAACCGCCCGGCCGCGCAGCCAUUGAAAGACUGGGCGGCAUCUCGCCCGAUCUCGCGUACCGAACCAUCUGCGCUGCCAUUGCCGCCACAGCGGGCUGCAGCCACCAUUCCGGCUACCUUCUCUGCUCUCCCAUCCAAUGGUCCAAGCUUUUGGCGAACAGUGACGGCAGAGAGACAGAUGCAGUCAACAGCCCGCAGUCCGGACACCGGCAGCUCUUCUCCACAUACCGCAAAACCCUCGCCCUCCAACGCCAACUCGAGCCCAAGCGGAAGCCAGCCCGGAAGGCCGCACGGUCGAAAGCGAGCAAGUCAACAUCUGCCGCCCCCAAGGCGACCCAGCACGCCGCAGCGGUGGUGGUCCCGGACCUCGACUCCAUCACCACGACGAUCCGCAACAUCCUCGCCGACGUGACGGGCACGAACAUCCCGUCAUCCGAACCAGACCCACGCUUCGAAGACCACGGCGUCGACUCGCUCAGCUCAAUGGAGCUAGGCAACCGGCUCAACGCCGCCUUUCCCGGCCUCGCCAUCUCACCCAUGGCGCUCAACGGCUUCCCGACGCUGAGCUCGCUGAGCCAGCACGUCCGCCGGGAGCUGUUACGCAUCAACGACGGAGGCAACACCACAGCGCCGGACGAGCAGACCGAGCAGCAACAACAAAACCUCAUCCCCCUCAACGCCGUCCCGGACGACGGCCACCCCGACACGCCCAUCGCCAUCGUCAUCCACGGCGGCGCGGGGGAGGUCCACCACGUCAAGCAGCUCGCCGCGCGCCUGCCGUUCCGCGUCGUCGGCGUGCGGCAGACGGACGACGUGCCGGCCGAGUCGGUCGCGUCGAUGGCGGCGCACUACGUCCGUCUUCUCCAGCGUGAAGGCCUGCUGGGUCGUCGCGCGGACGGGACGGUUCGUCGCCGCGUGCAGUUGAUGGGGUACUCGUUUGGCGGCUGCGUCGCGUGGGAGAUGGCGCGGCUGCUGGAGAUGCAGCAUGUGCAGCAGCCGGAGCGGUUGGUGUUGCUGGAUGGCGGGCCGACGACGGAUGUGUCGAUGGAGCAGGUGUUGGGGUGUAGUUUGGAGGCUGGCGGUGGCGAUGGCGGUGCGGAGGAGGAGGGAGAAGGAGGCGUCGGCGCGCGUUCGAUCCGCUUGAUGGGCGCGUUACUGCUGGCCAGCGGUGCCAAGGUCAUCGGCACCGCGGAUAUCGUGAGCACGCUGCAACGCGUGGGUUUGGUCAAGAAGCCGGGCUCCGACGAUGGCAAAGAGAAGCAGCAGCAGCAGUCCUUCGACCUCGACCUCAUCUCCCGCACGACCCGCGACGUCGUCGAGCUCAUCCCGCCCUCGCUGCGCGGCGCGCCACUGCAGCGGCUGACGGACCUUUUCGCCGCCAACAUGCGCGCUUACGACGGCUACCUCGCCUUCCACGCCGCGGGCAAGGCGCCGGCGUUCGACGGGCCCGUUUGGGUCGCCAGGUCGAAGCUGCCGCGGGACGAGGAGGAGCGACGUCGCGCGCAGCUGUGGUUGGAUUCGGAUCAUUAUGCUUUUAUGGACUUGCCCGAGUUGGCGGGGGCGGUGGCGGGGUUGGUGGUUGGUUGA